Messenger RNA from Penicillium verrucosum, 819 nucleotides. RefSeq names its product Zn(II)2Cys6 transcription factor domain-containing protein. The coding region runs from base 1 to 819 and encodes 272 amino acids. The record is from RefSeq and is a predicted model, not a curated record. Gene Ontology annotation, biological process: positive regulation of transcription by RNA polymerase II. The transcript has 3 exons. Gene Ontology annotation, molecular function: transcription cis-regulatory region binding; zinc ion binding; DNA-binding transcription factor activity, RNA polymerase II-specific. Gene Ontology annotation, cellular component: nucleus. Lineage: Eukaryota; Fungi; Ascomycota; Eurotiomycetes; Eurotiales; Aspergillaceae.
AUGAACCGACAAAAGCAAACUCGACUGACCCGAUGUCGCACUGGCUGCAUGCGAUGUCGGGUUCGUCGGCGUAAAUGCGAUGAAGGUAAACCACGAUGUCGGAACUGCAUUGACCGGAACUUUCAAUGCCAGUACGAUCUUGCGACAGCAUUGGCGACCGAUAGCGACAUGCGCGUGCCGCUUCCCCCAUCGUUCCCAUACUUCACAGAAGUAGAUAUUGUGGCUGAUCCAUUUGAGAUGGUCUUUUUCUACGCAUACCGCCCUCUAUGGCUCUGUGCGAGAGCGAUCCAAUUUGUACACAACGAAGAGGGUUCUUCUCAUCUACCCCUCCUCCAUAUAUGGACUCAAUUGGUGGAGGAGCUGCAACAAUGGUAUCGUGAGCGACCACGGGAAUUCCAACCCAUGCUGGAAUUAGAGAUGGAUGAUCAGUUAGCUGGACCAGAAAGAAGUUUCCCGGUUGUUCUAUUUGCCAAUGGAGCAGGCUUGUUUGGCAACCAGCUGUACCAUACGGCUAUGUUGAUCUUACUACACAAUCGGCCUCGCACUGCACGCAUCGCCGACUUCCAUUCGGUUGCCAUGUCGCCGCUGUGGCAUGCGCAACGGAUAUGCAGUAUUGCUCUCCACAAUGAUAGUCGGGAAUGCUGGGAUCCAUGUCUCCUAGCAUCCUUCCUGCUGGCAGCUCGCCGGAUGACACAUGAAUCGCAACAACACGAAGUUGUACGUGGAUUCGACCGCAUACGUACGGUGACCGGGUGGGAUGCAAACAACAGCUUACAGAACCUGCGAGCCGAGUGGUGUCUUCUUGAUGAGACAUGGUAA